AUGGCCGUUGCGAAAAGGUGCCUCUACAGUAUGCCCCGUGGGGCCAGGACGCACUGGACGCUGCCAGCAGUUAUUGUACUGUGGACUUCUCUCUGGGGGAUCGUUUCAUCUUAUCCGAUUCCGAGCAGGACUAAUGCGACUUUUUUGGAAAAGAAGUGGGAGACCCUCUUCUCUCGCUCCUAUCUGGGUAUAGCGGGGGGGAAAUCGGAAUUGAACUGGGAGAGUGACUAUUUGCAGGGCAUCAAAAGAGUGCGACGACUGUACUGCAACGUGGGCAUUGGGUUUCACCUGCAGGUGCUCCCGGAUGGCAGGAUAAGCGGUGCACACAAUGAGAACCAAUACAGUCUAAUAGAGAUCUCCACCGUGGACCGAGGAGUGAUCAGCCUGUUCGGAGUGAGGAGUGAGCUGUUUGUCGCAAUGAACAGCAGGGGAAGGUUAUACGGAACGAGGCGCGGAGCGGCGAAAGAUGAUCAUCGCCACCGGCACCAAUUCAAGCUCCGACGCGCUCUGUCCCUCUCCUUCUGCUCAGAUCUCGGGCUAUGGGGCCUUGAUCUGCCUUGA
Messenger RNA from Micropterus dolomieu (smallmouth bass), 561 nucleotides. RefSeq names its product fibroblast growth factor 6-like. The coding region runs from base 1 to 561 and encodes 186 amino acids. Gene Ontology annotation, molecular function: fibroblast growth factor receptor binding; growth factor activity. The record is from RefSeq and is a predicted model, not a curated record. Gene Ontology annotation, cellular component: cytoplasm. Gene Ontology annotation, biological process: animal organ morphogenesis; regulation of cell migration; positive regulation of protein phosphorylation. The transcript is spliced from 3 exons. NCBI's taxonomy places the organism in Eukaryota, Metazoa, Chordata, Actinopteri, Centrarchiformes, Centrarchidae.